Messenger RNA from Mauremys mutica (yellowpond turtle), 4917 nucleotides. It is a transcript of the gene FES, whose product is annotated as FES proto-oncogene, tyrosine kinase. Gene Ontology annotation, biological process: regulation of mast cell degranulation; cell adhesion; chemotaxis. Bases 335 to 2815 code for a protein of 826 amino acids. Lineage: Eukaryota; Metazoa; Chordata; Testudines; Geoemydidae. The transcript is spliced from 20 exons. Gene Ontology annotation, molecular function: ATP binding; non-membrane spanning protein tyrosine kinase activity. The record is from RefSeq and is a predicted model, not a curated record.
UAGCCAGAUGCGCCAGGAGCUCACGUCUAUGCAGGGCCUCUGCCCGGUCAGAUGGGGCUUCUGCCCCUCACUUUCCAGCCCGUAGCCAGGCCCUGACAGCUCAGAGUGAUGGCUGGCUCCAAACGGCAUAUCCUGGCCUGGAGCCGGAGACGGCUAAUUCCUGUCUGGGCUGGGGUUGUGCCGUGUCCAGGCCAGUGACAGGCUGCCAGGGAGCCCAGCGCCACGAGGGAUUCACCGGGACUGCCCUGCUUCCCGGGAGCUGGGGCUGCAGACACACACCAUCGCCCCCACCUGCGGUCUCGGGGGGAGGAGCUGGCUCUCGGCGGCCAGCGCCAUGGGCUUCGGGACGGAGCUGUGCGGCCCCCAGGCACACAGCGCCCUGCUGCAGCUGCAGGACUCUGAGCUGCGCCUCCUGGAGCUGAUGAAGAAGUGGAUGGUGCAGCGAGCCAAGAGCGACAGGGAGUACGCGGCCCUGCUGCACAACGCGUUCUGCCAGCUGGAGAAGCAGGAGUGCUUCGGGCAGCCCCCACCAGGAGACUACAAAAGCCAGAUCAGCGAGUCCUGGUGGGUGCUGGCGAACCAGACGGAGGUGCUGAGCCAGAUCCUGCGGCGCCAUGCGGAGGACCUGGCCGCUGGGCCCCUGAACAAGCUGAGCCUGCUGAUCCGCGACAAGCAGCAGCUCCGCAAAGCCUACAGCGAUCAGUGGCAGCAGCUGAACCAGGACUACGUCAGGACGAGCCAGCAAGAGCUGGAGAAGCUGAAGUCGCAGUACCGGAGCCUGGCCCGGGACAGUGCCCAGGCCAAGCGCAAGUUCCAGGAGGCCAGCAAAGACAAGGACCGGGACAAGGCCAAGGACAAGUACGUGCGGAGCCAGUGGAAGCUCUACGCCCUGCACAACCAGUACGUGCUGGCCAUCCAGGCCGCCGAGCUGCACCGUACGCUGUACUUCCAGCAGGCGCUGCCCGCCCUGCACCGCUCCCUGCAUGGCCUGCACCAGGAGAUGGCGCUCGUCCUGAAGGAGAUUCUGCAGGAGUACGCCGAGGUCAGCAGCCUGGUUCAGGAGGAGGUGGGCUCCGUGCACCAGGAAAUCGCCCACGCCAUCCAGGCGAUCGACCCCGCAACAGAAUACGACAGCUUUCUCCAGCAGCAGAGGUGUGUGAGCGAGAUCCCGCCCAGGCUGACGUUCGACGAGAGCCUGCUGGAGGAGAGCGAGGACCUGGAGGCCGACGAGCUGCAGCUGAAUGAGCUGACAAUAGAGAGUGUGCAGCACACCCUGACGGCCAUGGAGGAGGAACUAGCCACUGCCACGGAGGCCAUGAGCAGCAAAGGGCAGCGUGUCCAGGACCUGCAGGCCGAGCUCCUGGGCGAGGAGCGGAGCGUGAGGCCCCGGGAGCGGGUGCACCUGCUGGGGAAGCGCCAGGCUCUGCAGGAGGCGCAGCUGCAUUUCCAGGUCUCCCUGUGCGCCCAGGCCAAGCUGCAAGUCCAGCGGGACGUGCUGCGCCGCAAGCUGGACCAGCUGGGCUCCAGCGCCCCCCCUCCAGCCCUGCCCCUGCAGGACGACAGGCAAUCGCUCUCCUCCACGGAGCCGGAGCCGGAGCGCCCAGGAGCCAGCGCGCUGGAGACCCUCAGGAAUCACAUCUCGGGCAUCUUCCGCCCCAAGUACUCGGUGCCGCCCGCCCUGCCGCUCCUCCCCGAAGUGCAGAAGCCCCUGUGCCAGCAGGCCUGGUACCACGGCGCCAUCCCCCGGGCGGAGGUGCAGGAGCUGCUGCUCCACAGCGGGGACUUCCUGGUGCGGGAGAGCCAGGGGAAGCAGGAGCACGUGCUGAGUGUGCUGUGGGAUGGGCAGCCCCGGCACUUCAUCAUCCAGGCCUGCGAUGACAUGUACCGGCUGGAGGGCGAGGGCUUCCGCACCAUCCCGCUGCUCAUCGACCAUUUCCUGCAGAGCCGGCAGCCCAUCACCAAGAAGAGCGGAGUCGUCCUGGCCAAGCCCAUCCCCAAGGACAAAUGGGUGCUGAACCACGAGGACGUGCUGCUGGGCGAGCGCAUCGGGCGGGGUAACUUUGGGGAGGUGUUCAGCGGCCGCCUGCUCGCUGACAACACCCCGGUGGCUGUGAAGUCCUGCCGCGAAACCCUCCCGCCGGAGCUCAAGGCCAAAUUCCUGCAGGAAGCCAGGAUCCUGAAGCAGUACAGCCACCCCAACAUCGUCAAGCUUAUUGGCGUCUGCACCCAGAAGCAGCCCAUCUACAUCGUCAUGGAGCUGGUGCAGGGGGGGGACUUCCUGACCUUCCUGCGCAGCGAGGGGCAGCAGCUGAAGGUGAAGGAGCUGCUCAAGAUGACGGCGAAUGCUGCUGCUGGGAUGGAGUAUCUGGAGAGCAAGCACUGCAUCCACCGGGACCUCGCAGCUCGUAACUGCCUGGUGACGGAGAAGAACUCGCUGAAGAUCAGUGACUUUGGGAUGUCGCGGGAGGAGGAGGACGGGAUCUACGCCUCCACAGGAGGCAUGAAGCAGAUUCCUGUGAAAUGGACAGCGCCAGAGGCACUGAAUUAUGGCCGCUACUCCUCAGAGAGCGACGUCUGGAGCUUCGGGAUCCUGCUGUGGGAAGCCUUCAGCCUGGGCGCCAUCCCCUAUUCCAACCUGAGCAACACCCAGACGCGCGAAGCCAUUGAGCAAGGGGUGCGGCUGGACCCCCCCGAGCAGUGUCCCGAGGACGUGUACAGGCUGAUGCAGAGGUGCUGGGAGUACGAUCCCCGGAAACGGCCCAGCUUCAGCACCAUUCACCAGGAGCUCGCCAGCAUCCGCAAGAGGCAGCGGUAACAGACCGCGGGCUCCCAGGCCAGGAGACGCUGCCCUGGGCUGGAGCUGUCAGCCCAGGGCCCUUGGGCAGAGCCCACGCUGGUGCCGACUGCCCCCAGCAGCACUGCGAACGCCCGGUGUGACCACCCGUGGACUCGUCUUCCACCAUGGCCUGGCAUGACCAUGGUCAGCGCAGGCUCCAGCCAUCGCCGUCGGCCAGCCCCAGGCUGUUGGUUGCCUCCUGGGUGCAGAGAGACCCUGGGCCGUAGGGUCUCCAGCCUGCGCCUGCCCCAGCUGUCAGGCUGCGGGACAGAUGGGCCAAGCCCUUCUCUUCUGCUCUGGGGUGGGUAUUUCCUCUGGAGUAAAAACCACUCCCUCCUCACCCCGUCAGUGCUGCGGCUCCUGCACUGGGUCCCUGGGGAACGGCCUCCGUGGGGACCUGCUCAGACGAACUGGCCCCUUCUGCCCCUGCAGGGUGCUCCCCCGGGCCUCGGAGCCAAAGCUGCUGCCAGAGCCCCAGCCCUGCUCUUUCUGUGCAUUGCCGGGAGCCUGGGGCUCGGCCUAGCCUGGCUCCUGGGCCCGGGCCAUGGUGCUGGCAGGCGGAAGAAGCCGCUUGGCACUAGGACACAGACGUGUUCUGCAGCCCAGAGACCUGUGCCCGGAGCCCCACCCUCCUGGGGCCCCAGUUACUCAGACCAGCAGUCCACAGGGAGCCUCUCACUGCGGGGCUGGGCCACGGGUAUCCGUGGAGCUAGGCAUGUGCCUGUGUGACCGACGGCCCAGGACAGUCUCUGGCUGGCACCUGAUCUGUAUGCAUGCUCCCAGGGACUGGAAAUCCGGCUGUGGCCAUGCCAGCCAGCACCACGGGCUGUGCCCCUCGCUAAGACUGCUGCGUUCAGCUCUAGGCACCAGAAAUGGCUCUGGCAGGGGCCAGCAUCUCGUGUCUUAGGCAGGGCCUUGCCCUCUGUGCUGACAAGGCCUCCCCAGUGCCCGGAGCCGGCCAGCCCAGCAUUUACCGAUGUUCUGGACUCCAUGUGUGGCCAUAGCACCAGUGGCCCUGGUCAGGGCCCCACUGUGCCAGGCGCUGUACAGCCACAUCCACCUGCCCCCCAGAGCUACAGUCUGAGCAUAGCAGGGCCGACAGGUGCAUGCUGUGACGAGUGUGAAGCUUGGUAAGAUUUGUAUGUUGCCAAUGAAUGCCUCAGUUUCCCGCUGUGCUUUGUCCUGCUGUGCUGUCACGGAUCCACAGGAUCUCUUCGGUGCCUCUGCUAUUAAACUGUCCCUUGGAAUCACCCCUUCAGUAUGCCAGUCCCCCCAGGGAAUCCCCUCCUCCUUCAGGGUAGCCCAUGCCUCUGGGCUCCAGCCUCCUGUUUCACAGCAUGAGCUCUGCCUGGCAGAGACUCGCUGCCUUCGCCAGGGAUCACAGCACCUGGGCCAGUGUCUGCAGUGACCCCAGGCAGCCUCUUCCAAACCAGGGAGGGUUUGUUAGUCACGUGGCACAGGGCAUGGCAUGGCCUUAGAGUUCAGCCUGGCUGGCGGCAGGGCACUGCCCAGCCAAGCGGCUCUGGCUCUGGCAGUCCCGCAGGGGAGCCCCGGGUCUCGCCACAGGCCAGCUCUUCAGACAGCCCCCUGACACCUUCCCUGAGCUGGAGAAUCGGGGCAGAGGCGGGAGGAAAUCGCCUUCCUCUUGGACCUGGGCUACAUGCCGAAGCCAGGUCGCCGUAGCCAAGUCACCGUGCGUGUGGCUGCACUUCAGUCUGCCUCCCGCCGAUGGCUGAGCCCCCUUGUGCCCCCGGGCAGCGCUGAGCCAGGGCCAUGCCUGGGGGUCGACGCAGCACGCACGUAGCCACUGCCUUGCCUAUGUCGGCCCUCACAGGCCUCCAGCUACCCGCGGCCAGUAGACCUCCCCUCCCUCUUCAAACUGCUGCCAAGGCUUGAAAUGCCUUUCCCUGGUUGUCUGGCUCGGCGAGCAGACCUUGCUGCUCUCCCCUUGUCUAGAACCUCGUCAGCCUAGACAUGGGGCAGGCAUUGAACUUGGGGAUGGCAUUAAGCCUCUGGUAAUCCACACAAAACCAGACUGACCCGUCCUUGGGGAUAAGCACCACAGGCGAGGCCCAGGGGCU